This is a messenger RNA of Heterostelium album PN500, 558 nucleotides long. RefSeq lists its product as uncharacterized. NCBI's taxonomy places the organism in Eukaryota, Evosea, Eumycetozoa, Acytosteliales, Acytosteliaceae. The record is from RefSeq and is a predicted model, not a curated record. The coding region runs from base 1 to 558 and encodes 185 amino acids. The transcript has a single exon.
AUGUCAACUUUAUUACAAGGAACUAAAGAAACAAAUAUUGUAAUUGAUUACGACGGUAAUAGCAGUGGAAAUGAUUUCGUAGCAAACCUGUUAAAUCAGAGUAGCAAUAGUAGUGCAGCUGCUGGCCAAGGUGUGUCGACGUCUUCAUUUACAUCAUCGGUUACCACAGCAACCAACUCAUUUGUGGCCGCACAGAAUCUAAAUAGAGAAGAGAAGGUCUACAAUCUAAUGAAGAUAUGCGAACCACAUAUUGAUCGUCUCUACGAGUGUGAAAUGUCCAAUGGCAUCAAUAGCGAUCUUUGUAAUCAGUUCCAAAUGAACCUACAUAACUGCAUGACUGGAAACCUUUGUCCAAGCGAACAGGAGCUUAAAGAUGCCAACUGCGACCAACUUCAUCUACGCUUUGGUGGUAUCGACCAAUUGAAUCGUUGUCUACAACUAAAUAAACGUCUUAACAAUUGUCUUGAUAAUUCACUCAACACAAUAUGGUCUACACCUCUUAGCAUACAACAACAACAACAACAACAACAACAACAAGCAACAAUCAACAACAAAUAA